Saccostrea cuccullata (small rock oyster) is the source of this 4719-nucleotide messenger RNA. RefSeq names its product TBC1 domain family member 15-like. Bases 74 to 2023 code for a protein of 649 amino acids. Lineage: Eukaryota; Metazoa; Mollusca; Bivalvia; Ostreida; Ostreidae. Gene Ontology annotation, molecular function: GTPase activator activity. The record is from RefSeq and is a predicted model, not a curated record. The transcript is spliced from 15 exons. Gene Ontology annotation, biological process: activation of GTPase activity.
AGGAUAUAAGGGAUAGUCUGGUGUGAUUUGACGUCAUUUCUAAAUGACAACACUUUAACUAAUCUUUGAAAACAUGGCACUUCAAUCACAGGUGCUGUAUGAAAAGGAGGGUGUUUAUAUUCAAGUGAAUGUAAAUUCAAACUUGACUGACCGAGAUGCUCACAUUCCGGGCAAAGUAUAUCUUAUUAAGAAGCCUGAUGGAAUAUUUAUUGAGUGGAAGGCAGAAGAAGUCCUGAUGUUGGAUGGACAGAAUGCUGCAGACCAGGAGUGGGCUGUUAUUGGAUCUAGUCUAUCAGUGGGCUACAAACCUGAUAAAGACUCCGAUGCAUUGAAUAUGAAAGCAGAGUUAAGGAAGAAGUAUAACAUCUGCUUUGACAUCUUAGACCUAAAGAGCUUCAAACGAAGUGCUCCAAAUCAUGGCUGGGCUUACAUCAUAUUUAUCUUAAAAGAUGGCACAACGUUUCCAGCCUUACAUUUCCACAAUGGAGGAAGUAAAGCAUUAUUGCAACAGUUUGGAAAAUACAUCCAUAUUAAAAGGUCCCCAAAUGACAAUCGCUUGUUCAUAGUCCAAGAACAUGACCCUGACAUGUUGUCCAAGUCCUUUGAUGAACUUCACCUCUUUGCCGACUCCUCAGGGGAUCUAGUGUCUAAAUUCAUCAAAGACCCUUACACCACCACCCUGGGAGGGUUCUCCAAAGUGACCAACUUUCUGAGGGACACAAUGUUUCAACAGGUGCCCGUGACCCAGAGGCCGAAAGAGGAGGUGGCGGAAAUCCUGCACGCUGAGGAAAUUCCUGGGAUGGAAAUCAGUCAACAAGAGGCGGGGUUUGAAAUGGUAACAAAGACCAAACUACCCACAAGACCACAAGUGACCAGAAGUAACCCACUGACUGCUAAACAGUGGUCAAAACACAUGGACACUGACGGGAGGAUAAAGAAUAUAGAAAACCUCAAGGACGUUAUAUUUAGAGGGGGUAUAGAACCCAAUUUAAGGAUUGAGGUCUGGAAAUUUCUCCUGGGCUAUCAUGACUGGCAGUCUACUUAUAAAACCAGGACAGACGAGAGGAAACGAAAAGUAGAUGAUUACUUUAGAAUGAAGUUACAAUGGAAAACCAUUAGUGAUGCACAGGAGAGAAGGUUUUCUACACUAAGAGAAAGGAAAUGUCUCAUUGAGAAAGACGUGACUAGAACAGACAGAACCCACAAAUUCUUUGAGGGAGAAUGUAACCCUAACUUACAGGUCCUCAAUGACUGUUUAAUGACCUACUGCAUGUAUAACUUUGAUUUAGGGUAUGUCCAGGGGAUGAGUGACCUCCUGUCCCCUGUCCUGGUGGUCAUGGAGAAUGAAGUGGACGCCUUCUGGUGUUUUGCUGGACUCAUGGAACGAGUGUGUGAUAAUUUUGAAAUGGACCAGGCUGGCAUGAAAGUCCAGCUGUCUCAGAUCCACAAGUUAAUGCAGUUUGUGGAUCCCGAGUUGUGUAGUUACCUAGAGAGCCAUGAUUCAGGAAAUUUCUACUUCUGUUUCCGAUGGCUACUUAUUUUGUUCAAGAGAGAAUUUUCUUUUAACGAUGUGAUGAGCCUUUGGGAGGUUUUAUGGACAGACAGACCUUGUAAAAACUUCCAUCUCCUCAUCUGUUUGGCUGUGUUAGACACAGAAAAAUCCACACUGAUGGAAAACAAAUUCGGGUUCACGGAAAUACUCAAACACAUUAAUGAUAUGAGUGGUGCAAUUCAUCUGGAGGACACACUGAAGAAAGCAGAGGGCAUUUAUUUACAAUUAAAAGACAGCAAAAAUCUGCCAAGUGCCGUGGCAGAAAUUAUUGGACUGGACGGUGUGUCACCAAGUGAUUCGGGUGAACUUGCUUCCAGGGAAAAGCCACCACAAUUAGAUCUAAAGCUGAAAGAGAACGGACUCCACACACCGAAUUCCGGGACAGGCACCACAGGAAAUACGCCCGAUGACAGUAGUAUCGAAAUUUUAACGGAGAACGGCGACGUCGGUGUCAAUAAUUUCUACAACUGAGUCUUCUCUCUUGUCAUUUGUGGUGUGCAUUUUAAGACAUUGGAGACACAAGGUAUUGAACGGGUUCAAUAACUUGUGUGUGCUUGUUCUUUACAGGUGUAAACACAUCAUGGCAGUUGUGUGCUAGAUAAGCAAGUAUAAAUGCCAAGUCAUACAAAACCUUAUUGGAGAAUGUUGCUUUAUAAGUAUACAAACAUAUUUUGUAUCAGUUAAAAUUAUUUUAAAGCAUCUUCCCAAAACAAUACAUGUACCAUUUUGAAAUUGCCAGAUUAUACCUUUAAAUGUAUGUGGAUCAAUUUUAUCACGAGAAAUGAUUGUGCUUGUGUUGAUAUGGUAUCUGAAUGAGGGAGCAAUGAUUAAUAUGCUUUGUCAGCAAAAAUUUUUUACAUGAUUUAUGGGGACAAAGCUGUUUUAAUUACAUGUAUAACCAUAUUCAUGAAUCUGUCAAAUAAAGUAUUGUAGUUGUGCAUUGAUUAUAAAUUCGCCAUAUUGCUUUUUUUUUGGCAAACCAAUACCAUAGCAUACACUGUAUUAUUGAAGUAUGAUUGAAAAGCAUUGAAUGUGUUAUUGAAAGGAUCGAAACCCAAGUAAAUCUACACAUUAUUUGAAUAUGGAAAUAAACAAUAAGGUACUUAUGUAAAUUUUUGAAUGUUAAGAGUUUUUCUGUGUUGUGAGUGAAUCAUGAUUUUGUUUUUAUUUGAAAUGGUGCUUCUUCAAGUGCUGGGUUUGGAAGUUGUACAUUGAACCAAUGAUAUUUUCUUUCCUUUGAGGGAUUGUAAUAUUUCCUUGUAAUCUUUUUUAUCAUGUAGCCCUAUAAUGUUAUUUAACUAUAUAUAUUUUGUUUACGUGUAUAGGUACAUGUAUGCGGUACUCCCUAUUUAUUUAUAUUCUUUUUUCAAUUUUUGAGAUCGUAAAGUAGAAGUUUUUUCUUUGUUUUAGUAUAAUAUUGAGAUUUCUCAAGGAUGCUGGGUACUGUUUUUUUUUUCUACAAUGCAGUUUAGCUCUGCUACAAAAUAAUUUUUGGUUGUAAUGGGUAUAUAUUUUGUUUCUCUGUUUAGAAUUUCACCAUUUUCCUUACCUUUCUUUUGGUUACAAACUCUUGAUAGUUAAGAUAUAGUCAACACAUCUACAUGUAUCUACAAUCAUAUCAGUUUAACUUUAAACAAUAGCAUUAAAGUAAGAGACAUAGGUCAUAGAAUUUUAAAAGAUCUCCAAGCAGAAUAUUUUUAACUGCAUUAUUGUGCACAGUUUUACUAUAAUUGCUCUUUAAUUACAGUUCUCAUACUUGUGUAUUGUACAAGUCGCCAUAUGAUUUCAUUGAAUCUGUUCAGUGUUGUUUAAAACACAUCUUAUAAUAUUUAUGAUACAAUUAACUUUACGGUACACUGUGGAAGGAUUUAAGAGGCUAGUUCCGAAGUAGUUCCUGCAAAAGAUUUGAUACAUGUUUAUGAUUUUAAUAUUGAUGAAAGAUUUCAAAGUUCAAGUACUUUUGUACUUAUUUUGUAUGUAUGCCAAGAUCAGUCAUAAUCAAAACCAUUCCAUUAUUAUGAACCAAGAUAUAGUUACUAGUCUAUCAUAGCUAUUUUUCUGACAGCUUUAAUUUGUAGCAUAGUAUUGCUGAAUUAUUAGAUUUGACUCGACCAAUUUAUAAUAAGUUCAGUUCCAGCUUUGAUUUAGAUGCACCUUGUAUGUUUUUCACUUGGUAUCGGUUUCACAACUUCACAUCUAAAGAUUGAAUCAUUACAUUCUUGAAUGGCAAGAAGCAAUAUAGUUUAAACUGACACAAAGGCUCAAUUUUUUUAAAAAUAUUAAAAACAACACACAAAAUCAUGUCAUGGACACAAGUACUGUACUGAAGUACAUUACAGCAAAAUAACAGUAUUUAUUUUUUCUAUAGAGACAGUUUAGAAGAAUUAUUUGUGAUUAGAACAAAAUUGUGUAUUUUUAUUUGAAAACCUGAUGAAAACAAAGAUGUACAAAUCUAGUCAAAAGCUAGAGAGCUACCGGGUAGGUUUAUUUUUGUGCAAUUUUGCGAAACUGUAUUUUUUAGAUAUUGACAAAAAACUGUAUGCAUUAUCAUUUGGACAGGAAGUCUUGUUGUAGUAGAUAUGUAAUAGAAACUUGCUCUUAGUUUCAGAUCUUGUUUGUGUAUUAGGCGCUAGGUUAAAUUAGGUUUUCAAGUUUUAACAUAGAUUGUAAGUGUAAAUAAUGUUUGCACACAUACAUGUAGGUCUCAGUUGUACAGUUUUAAAACAUUGAUUAUUGAAAUUAAACCAAUACACAAAACUAGAAAUAUGUUUCUAAAACCCACCUACUAUAAUUUAAAUCCUGCAUGUUUUAACCUUUGUACUUCCACACAUUAGAAAUCUAUAAUUGAUGUUUAGUUGGUGCAGUUGAAUUCAUCUUCUGGGUUUUUUUUUAUUAUUAAUUUGUACAAAUUGUGCAUGCAUGGUGAUAUAUUUUAAGAUAUUUCAAAAUGGUUCCUUGCCAAAAGUCAGAGUAAAUGUGGGACAUGUUUUAUUUGCCUGUUAAAUUUUUGUACAUGUGCUGCUUGAGUCAUGAGAACAUGUUGGCUAUAACUGCUGACGUGCUGUUGGUAAAUCUGUUUUUUUUUCUUCUGUGAUACAUUUUGAGUGUCAUUUAUUAAUUUAUAUCAUAUGACAGAAAAAACUUGAUUAAUAAAUUAUCAACAAGAA